Messenger RNA from Drosophila sulfurigaster albostrigata, 646 nucleotides. RefSeq lists its product as uncharacterized. Lineage: Eukaryota; Metazoa; Arthropoda; Insecta; Diptera; Drosophilidae. The transcript is spliced from 3 exons. The record is from RefSeq and is a predicted model, not a curated record. Bases 70 to 576 code for a protein of 168 amino acids.
AAGCAAUCCCCAUAAUCAUUUAUUCAGGUUUAAAAUUCGAGAAUAUUUAAAGUAGUCGCGAAAAUUAUAAUGGAAUAUCGCCAAGAGUCGCGAGUUUAUAGUGGAUCCGAUACGGAUGUGCAUGUGAAUACUCAUCGGCGGAGCGCAGAAAGUGAUGAUAAUUUAAUUCAAAUUGAAGAAACCAUUAAAAAUGUAUCGAGAAAUAUGCGCAAAGGUGAUUGGACAUAUUUAUGUCGACACCCUGAGGUACGAGCAAUAAUACGAGUAAUUACGACAGAAGCCAUUAAAAAACAUCCAAAAAAUAUUUAUAAGUUCGCUGCAGAUUUGUUCAAUUGUAAUAACCAAAAACGUAUUUGCAAAAAGAUUAACAAACAAUUAAAAUGGCUAAGUGCCCAAGUCAAAAGCGGCACUUGGACACCAGCAGACGGAGCAUUGCACUUUCCAGAAAGUAGCAGUUCAUCAUUUGAUCUGAAGAAAACGGCAUGCGUGCAGCCUAAAAAUGAUGAAGAGAUCGUUCUUGAUGAAAUGUAUCUCAAGACCCACAUGUGCCCAGACCACUUUAAGCCUAGUUGUUAAAUUGCACAUAUAAACUUAAAAUGUAUUGAACUAUUUAAAUUCAUUGUAAAAUACACUAAUCAUUAUCGAG